AUAGCGCACAGAGCUACACCCCCUUCGACAAUGGCGAGUGAGGGUUUCAACGGGGACGACUGGGAUAACGACUUCUUAGACAAGCUCCUCCAAGCGGAGGAACUGGCCUUGUCCACUCAGAUUCCUCGAACCUACCACCCACCACCGCCGCCGCCGCCGCCGCCGCCACCGCAACCGCCGCUGCUGCCGUCGCCGGCGUAUGGCGUCAGCUAUUCCCCUCCUCGCGAACUGUCUCAGCGACCCCGUGAAUUAGGCCACACGGGCGGCGUUCCCGAUUAUUUUGAUUCGUUUUUCCCUCGUGGGACCCACUUCGCCAAGGAGCAAGAAAUCGACAGACCAAAGAGAGAGUUGAAUCGCGUUUCGAAGCAGCGAAAUGAUCUGAAACGCUUGGAUUUUAGGAAGGAAAGGGACAAAAAGGAGCAGCAGCCGGAAGUAAUACAUUCAAAGAUUGAGGCGAAAGAUGCUGAGUUUUAUCAGACAAAGGAUACGGAGAUGGAUUGCCUUGAUUCGGGUCCCACUGAUCCUGGCAUAUCUACUGUGUGUCGAAAUGAAAAUCCAUCAAACGAGCAACUUAAGCCCCGCACAAAAUCUUGUGAUGCAGGAGUGCAGACAGAUAAAACCACUGAAUCAAGCAGUACGGCUGUACAAAAUACUUGUCGCGUAUCGGAAAAAUUGGUUGGGCUGUGGAAUUCAGAUGACCAAAAACUGGGAAGAGUUUUAGUUGCACAACUGUUUAUGACUUGUGAGAAGGAUUUUCAUGCGCUGUUUGGAUACUUGAACUCGCCUAAAGCGGAUUCUAGCAUGGCUUUGUCUGAUCAACCAGGUUCUAUUCAUCCCAUAGAAACUGCAAAAGUAUCACAUCUAUUCUCCGUGUUGACCAAGAUUGGUUACGAUACUUUGAGAUUGGAGGAUUUGUUAGAAGCUUUGGUCGACCUUUGCAGUCUGAAAAAUGUUGUUAUUAUUCAUAGCUCUCUUCGUGUUCUGCACAAGAUUCUAAAUAAUUCUUCCAGCAUGAAAAAAGAAUUUGGUAAAAGGGAAAAUGUUAUGGUUGAGGAAUCUCUAUCUGAAAACACCAACGAGUGUCGGAAUUCAGAACAAGAAAGCUUAUCCUUUGCAAAUGUAGCAGAGAUUCUGAAGCAGAGCCAUAUUCCAUCAGAACUGAAUUUGUUUAAUGUUAAAACCCCUGGCCAUAGUAGAUUCUUCGAUUGUAGCUUUGGAGCAUCUAUUUCUGGAGUUUAUUGGGUUUCUCUUUUCGAACGUAUGUGCCUUAUAUCCAUUCAGAACAACGAAAAACAAAUUCGGCGUGAAGCACUUUCAAUCAUGAAUCUGAUUCUUAUGAGACAAAAUGCAUAUUUGGAGAGAGACAAGUUUGUUGGGGAAGUGGUGUUUCGAAGUUUAUCACAAUUAUUAAGGAGGGAAGCUGGAUUUUUUGUGCAAGACCAAGCUGUUCAUACUCUUUAUCUGCUAUGUAAUUGUCCAAAAACCAUAGCCAUGCUUUGUUCCGGUUCUAAACAAGAUGGCGAGCAACUUGCCUCCGAGUUUUCAAGUUUUCAAGGGUUCAAUGAGAUCUUAAUUGGCUUGGCAGAUUGUGUCGCUUCCUAUAGAAGUGCUACUGCAGAGGAGAUGAAGCUUCGAAGAAAUGCUAUAGCUUUUCUUGCUUUCUUAGGUUCAUUGGGAAAAUCCGGCUUCGAAGUUUUGAUAAACCAUACGCUUCCGAAGGGAACCAAUUUCCUCGCAAUCAUUUUGCAAAGCUUAACAUCAGAUCUCGACCUUCAGGCGUCAAAGUCAGCUCAGAAAUCCGACCUUGUCCGAGAACAAAUAUUGCUAAUUCGAGAGGCGCUUAUUCUUUUGAAUAGACUCGCAUCUCAUCCUCAAUAUUCGGGUCCCGUUUUGGAAGCACUGACAAAUACGAGAGAGAUGGCGAGUGCAGCUGUGGAUGUUGCUAAUAGAUUGACCAAUAAAAGCAAGUUAUUGUGGCGUAACGAAAACACAGCAAGGCAAAUCAGGGAAUCCGAGAUUAUGGAGUUGGCUCGUGUCUUCAAGAAGAGGAUUUUUACGUUCUUAGGCGAUAGCAUUUCAUGAGAUGGUUUUUCUAUCGCCUCGAUUAUGUACGUAGAGAGUAUUCAUGUAAUAUAAUCAAAUACAUGAGAGUAUUUUUGUAUUUUGAACUCAAAGUAGAGUUCAUAAAUAGAAAAUGUGGGUAAGUACUUUCCUA
This is a messenger RNA of Erythranthe guttata (spotted monkey flower), 2215 nucleotides long. It is a transcript of the gene SUV2, whose product is annotated as protein dimerization. NCBI's taxonomy places the organism in Eukaryota, Viridiplantae, Streptophyta, Magnoliopsida, Lamiales, Phrymaceae. The record is from RefSeq and is a predicted model, not a curated record. Gene Ontology annotation, biological process: DNA damage response.